Messenger RNA from Cryptococcus deneoformans JEC21, 1883 nucleotides. Its product is annotated as expressed protein. Gene Ontology annotation, cellular component: plasma membrane. Gene Ontology annotation, biological process: cellular response to pH. The transcript has 5 exons. The record is from RefSeq and is a predicted model, not a curated record. NCBI's taxonomy places the organism in Eukaryota, Fungi, Basidiomycota, Tremellomycetes, Tremellales, Cryptococcaceae. The coding region runs from base 29 to 1495 and encodes 488 amino acids.
UGCAUCUGCUUCCCCUCCACAUCUCAAGAUGCCCCCCUAUCUGUACCGUCUCCCAACCACAUCCCUCAUCACAUUCUCUGCCAUCCUUAACGAUCCCUCUUCCUCCUACACGACGAUCCUUUCAGACGCAACCGCAUCAAGGACAAAGCUGCACUUGGCAUUGAAGGGCAUUGCUGAUAAUGAGCCUGGAGCGAGCGCCCUUGCAGUACUAGAUGCCGUGCAGAUAUACCUGCCUUACUUGAAAGGUAUCAUUGCCUGUCUCGAUGCCGAUGAAUUGCUCUUCAAAGGCGAACCGACUUUCCAAUGGAGGGCUCCUCUUACCCACUUCAGCUUCUCGUCCCCCUUGCUACCCCUUGCCUCGAUCCAUAGCGAACAUCUCAUGGUUGUCCUUACAUACGCUCUAGCCCUAUCCAACUAUGCCCAUUCCAUCCUUGCCUCCUUACCUGCUUUUGAGAUCCCAGCUGGACCAAAGGCGAUGCCUCAUAUGUCUUCAGAAGAUGAGAAGCGCACUACAGCCGGCUUAGCAAGGGCAGUAGACCUGCUUUGCCAAGCGAGUGGUGUUGCAGAGUGGGCGGCGGAGAAUGUCUGUCUGCAGGUGGAGCCCCUGAAGGGGGUAAGCAGCGGACGACUUGGAAAAGGCAAAUGGCCUGCCGAAAGUAGUAGAGAGACGUUCAAAGCCUUAUCUAUGAUUUUGCUCGCGGAUGCCCACCUUACAGCAAUCCGCAAACUUCUUUUCCCUGUACUCACUUAUACUCUAUUUGCCCCUCCAGGCCCACCAUUACCACCCAAUCAUCCUUCUGCUCCGUUACAAGCCAAACUUUAUCUUUACGUACAUCAGCUGUACUCGUCCGCUCGUGCCCUGCUUUCGGUCCACCACCAACCAACAAGCAGUGCGCCUAGCAAUUCUUCGAGAAAGUUAUUCAGAUCAAACACGGACAAGGAUGUCAUUGAACCUGAAGCUGUAGAAGGAGAGAUCAUACCAGAGCUGAAAAGGUACCUCGCCAAGGAAGCACAGUUGGCUUUAGCCCUGGCCCACAAGUGGUUAGGCAUCGACGCAGGUGAGAACGGAAAGGGCGCAAAAGUCGGGGAAGCCCUUGCUUGGGUUAAAGAUGCCCAGGGUAGGUUGGAAGACCUGGAAGAUAGUAAGAUGAGGGCAAAAUUGAAAGGCUUGUCCAUUGGGAAAUCCAGGGAACGGAAAAAGGAGGAGAGGAGGGCAAGGAUGGGAAGGGUGGAAAGAGAAUUAGAAGUUGUCAAGGCGUGGGUGAAGGCUUAUCAAAAGAUGAACGACACUGUUGCUUUCCAACCAGUACCGCCCGUAUCAUCGUUGGUUACCCCAUCAGGCAGACCAAUUUUUGGCCCCAAAGCGUUCAUCCCCCCUCCAAGCAAAUUCUCACCCAGUCGUAUUGGUCAUCUGAAUGAAGAGCAAGGCAACGACUCGCCCGAACUUGGUGAAACAGAAGACACAAGCUAUGCCGGCAAGGGCAACUACUUCUGAUUGAUACAUUCUUUUCAUUUUGCUUUUACGUCACCUACUCUACCAAAAUGCGACCUCUGACCCUCGCCUCCUCAAUUCUCGUCCCAAAACACUGACCAUCCUCCGCGCCUCAUCUACUGCCUGUUCAAUUGGUGCAACAUUCUCUGCAUCACCCGCCAUACCACCGCCAAAAUCCAUAUCAAAAGACAUUUCUCUCGCAGAUGAAAGCUCGGAAAGGCGGGAGCAGAGAAUAGAGAGCCAUUGGGUAUGGGCUAAGGUGAGGUCAGGAGGCGACAGAGCUGCAGCAGGUUCAAGGUGUUUAGUUGAAGGUAACGGCGACGAUGGUGUUACACCGGACAACGUACAGUCAAGUGCCUGCUUUUCGUUGUGCACCAAUAUAGAGGGAGAC